CAGAUCGCAUGUAAACACAAACUGCGUGUGAAAAACCACUUGACGUUUGAAUUGUGUGUUUAAAUUGAUUACAUUUAAGCGAUUACUGGCGGCGAUUGGCCACCACGUGGUCACCCAUGAAGAUCAUGAGCGGCGAUCGCUGGAGUUCUGGUGAUCGGCCAUCGGAUCCGUGGCUCAGCGCCACCGGUGACGCCCAUUGUGUCCACUCGAGUGACACUGAGAUGCGAUUUAACGAUAAUUUUGUACCACAAUUGUCGCCAAUUGAUGACCAGAUGCCUCGCAAACCAUUACCAGACUCUCAGCAAUACAUCCAAUCAUUAGUUGCCAUACGUGUUUGGACGUAUGAGAUGUUAGAGAAAAAGUUGGCAAAACUCAAGGGACAGACAUCGGCCGAGAUGUCGAGCAAAGAGAUGAUGAGCUCAUUGUCUGCCAAAAGGGACGCAAUUCUGGAACAAUUGCUUCACUCAACCAGCGAUUGCCGGAUGAGUGGCGACGAUGACAGCAGUGGUGGCGGUGGAGGUGUUGGGGGUAACCAGUCGUCGAUCGUUCAGUACGUCGAGCGCCGGCUGUUCCCGCAGAUGCAGGCGCUCACCGAUGAGGAGCUCCAGCGUCUCCUACAGUGCGAUGUACUCGAAAAGGUGGUCAACACUCGUGAUACCGACCCAUGAUUUUCGUUGUAUACAUGGAUUGAG
Molecule: messenger RNA, 692 nt
Organism: Oppiella nova
Lineage: Eukaryota; Metazoa; Arthropoda; Arachnida; Sarcoptiformes; Oppiidae
Source: the annotation of a GenBank genome assembly